This is a messenger RNA of Pochonia chlamydosporia 170, 3516 nucleotides long. RefSeq names its product ATP-dependent DNA helicase PIF1. The transcript is spliced from 6 exons. The record is from RefSeq and is a predicted model, not a curated record. NCBI's taxonomy places the organism in Eukaryota, Fungi, Ascomycota, Sordariomycetes, Hypocreales, Clavicipitaceae. Bases 1 to 3516 code for a protein of 1171 amino acids.
AUGAAUCUCGAGACCGGGGAGAGUUUUUGCAGUAAAUGCGCAAGAUUCUAUAUCGCCGAUGACUUCCAAAUUAACAAACAGGGGAAGCGAAACAAAACUUGCAAGCGCCACACAAAAAAACGCGUCACGUCGUUCGACGCUUGGGAUGAUUUCAUUGCUCUUCUUCGGAAUUGGAAGAAACCAGACCAAAACACUACUCUGAAUGGGAAUUUUACGUUCUGCCUGGAUGCUCUCCCGGUCAAUUUCGGCUUUCUACGCGUUCUUAGCAGUGCCCACGGCAACGAGAGCAAUACCUAUUUUGACAGAUUUCCCAGAUCCGAGGUUAACACGGCAAUGCGUGAACUGAGUGACAUAAUUUGGAAAGCAGGAGGAUUUCGCUUCAAACACACGGGAACUAAUCAAAAUUUCGCGUAUACCUAUCACUGUUCGCAAGAUCUGAUGCACGCAAGAAGCUAUCAAUCCGCCGUUGAGGCAGAGAAGCAGCGGGAUGGCCGCAGUAUGGCGCGAUUCCCGUGCAAGAGUAAGCUCAAUAUGCGGCCAUGCUUGCAAGACCGAACCCUUAGCCUUUCAAUUCACCACGAAUGGCAUACGCCGUAUGAAGAUAUCGAACUGCCACCAAUGGUGCAGGGACUAAUUAACUCGCGCGUUUCAAGCAAGACGCCUUCAGAAAUCUACCGCGAGCUUCGAGAUAUUCCAGAAGCGAGAACAGUAACAAGACAUCAAGUCUAUUAUCUCUGGCAGAAGGCAAACUCGGAGAUCUGGCGCCGAGAUGCUGAUCCUUUGGUGUCCGCGACGAUGCUCCUUUCCGAGGACCAUCGCUAUCGCGACCACCAUAGUAUCUUUACCGCAGGAAAUGUAAGGGCACUAGGUUUUUUUGCUUCUGAGCCUAUUAUGAGGGUUACUAAGACGACUCCUCAAUUAGUGAUGGAUGCCACGUAUGGAACCAACAGCGGUGGGAUGGACCUUUUUGCUGUUUUAGCCGAGGUCGAAGGCACCGGCGUUCCUCUCGCAUACUGCCUCGUUGAACUGGUCAAGCCUCAGAAUCCCACGGACACAAAACCAUCCAGGGCAGACCCGGGAGCCAUGACCCGCGUUAUUCAACAGUUCCUAGAGCGACUGAAAGGCUAUGGGCUCAAUCCAGGGAGCUUCGCAAUUGACAAAGAUCCGGCGGAAAUUGGGGCCGUUCAUGCGGUAUGGCCCGGCAUCACGAUUCAGCUUUGCUAUUGGCAUGUCAAGCGGGCUGUCAGCACGAAGCUGAAUUCAUCCAAAGGCGCAAACGUGCUGAGCCACUACCGUCCGGAAGAAGCGCAACAGUUAAUUCCGCACCUCGAGAUUUGCUGGGGCUCUAUUCCUAUCCGGCGACCGGUCAGCCAUCGAUACGGCAGGUGCGAUUGUCCGUCAAAAGAUGAAAGUAUUGAAGCGAAUGGGAGACUGGAACCAGCAACAAAAGAGGAGCGAGAUACAGUUCUUGAAAUAUUCUGCCGCCAUUUCAACCUCCAUCCGCUGAUCCCAGAUCUCAAUGGCACCUACAAAUCCUCGAGUACGCUGCAUCGAGAAUGUGCGGUUGAGAUGUAUACGUGGUGUAAACUUCGUGGGUAUUAUCGUCUCUGGGCGUACCUGUACGUUAACUGGUAUUGCAAGGAGCAGUGGAAGCUAUGGGCGCGAGCGGCUGAUCCCAGUCAAAUCCCCGUAGUGAAGACGACGAUGAUUGCCGAGUCACAUUGGCGAACGCUGAAGCAUGACUAUCUUCAUCGAUUCAACCGACCGCGCGUGGACCUAGUCGUGUGGAUUUUGACAUCCCGCGUCCUUCCUGAUGCAGUUCAUCGGAUGAGAGCCAUUUCGCGGGGCGAGUUUCGAAUAUUCAAAGCCCGGUGGCGGGAGGCAUUCAAGAGGCAGUGGAGAAAGGAAUCUUGCAAGGCCGUUGAUCCAGAGAAGCUGAGGGAAUACCAUACCGAUCCUGUCAAUUGGGUGUGUGCUUGCAAGUCCUUUUUGCUUAGUCGCUUCCUUCUUUGCAAGCAUGUCGUGCAUUGCUUUGAGUCACCGGGCGCAGAAUUUUUUGAAAGUGUUCGUCGGCGAACGACGUACCCUUUCUGGAAAGACGAAGGACUAAAUCUGUUGCCUGAAUACGUGCCGCGAGUGGAAAUACCUCAGCGACUCCCGGAGAACGAUUCUAAAGAGUUGGCAUUCGAUUCCGAGAGUGAUUCAGGGCGAGAUGAGGAUGCUGAUGAUGAGCCAGAUGUGGUGCCCAUCGCGAUCAAGGUUGAGGAGUUCAGAAAAAAGAUGAGGGAUGUUAUGGCACUUUUUGAUGAGCAAGUGGUGAAAGGAAGUGAAAAGUUUAUUGAACGAUUUAUAGCUUCAAACGAAAUUAAUUGUCCGUCGGCAGGCUUACAGCGGUUUGAGACCCGAGCGCUCCGGCGCACUCUGAAAUUGUGGCUUAGCGAGGCCGAAGUGUCGCGUGAGAGGAACUGCGUGUACCACGUGCUGGACCACGACUACACUGAAGCUCAUAUUUCGCUAAAGGCGUUGAAGGCGCGAGAUUUGGCUCAGGUCCACGUUCUGAAGGAGAUAUCCAGCGAGUUGGCGGUCGAUGUCUUCCUCGCGCUACUAGAAAAGGAGCAGAUGGGAAGCUGCGAGUACAACCAUUGGGACAGGAGGUACGCCAGGUAUAAUUACUACAACGACGACGACGAUGACGAUGAACCCAGCUAUCACAACCUCGAUGAAGUUUUCCAGACGAGCUAUGCAGUGAAGACCCUUGUCGACUUGGAGGGCCAUGUGGUGACGCAGGGCCUGCACCUCCAUGAAGAUGACAUCCUCCAAGAAGACUGCUUCGAGGACCUUGAAGCGGAAGAGGAGUACGAAGGGUAUAUGGGUAACUCGGGCCCAACGGCGACGCACUGGUAUCGAGUGACGGCUGUCGUCAUCGUUCCCCGUGAUUCGCUUGUGUCUUUCUUUAAUUCCUACGAUCGUUCUGGGUACUUUUCAUCCCACGAGAACCUAAAGGCACAGAUCCGGUAUUUGGCUCGAGCAUGUUUGCAGCCACAGGCCCCCGAGUCUUCGGUCAACACGCUGGUAAAACUAUCUGAGCAGGCGUGGAACAACUGCGACAAGACCACCAACGGCUUUGGCGCGCAGGAACCGUCGAUUGAUGGGGACGGCAUACGGGACGUCCUUAAGGCUGCGAUCCAGCACAGAAAAUAUACUUUCUUUGAAGAGGCUGCUGGCCAUCACCAAGGCCUUCUGCCGCUGGAUUUCUUUGUCUGGAUGCGGCAGUGGUUGAGUACUGGCAGCAGUGGCACUAAUGGACGGUUUAAUGCUAUUCGAAGGGGGAUAUCCUCUGCCAUUUCCUCAUACCCUUAUUUCGCCGACCAAUUUAGGGCCAUCACGAACUUCGUGCCCAUUCCAAAUGAAGCUUUGACUCCUGACACUUGUGCCACUCCUGAUUACAUUCUGGACUGGGCUCGUGAAAAACUCCGCUUCUGCCUGGAUGCCUGCGCGUCCAAGUAUUUAGUCUGA